AUGGGAGCUAAUAUAGCUUGUGAAGUUGCAGAAGGAACAUUUUGUGAAGCAACAGUUGGUUCACGAAAUUAUGAACAUGGACAACUAGUUAAAAGUCUUAUUCAAACAAAUGAAUUUCGUAUUAUUAUUAAACCAGAUAAAGAAGUUAUUGAAGUUCUUGGUGCACUAGAAAAUAUUGUUGCAUUUGCUGCUGGAUUUUCUGAUGGAUUAGGUUAUGGUAAUAAUACAAAAGCUGCUGUUAUUCGUCUUGGGUUAAAAGAAAUGGUAGAAUUUUGUAAAGAAUUCUUUCCUGCACAUCAUCCAGAAAUAUUUUUGAAAUCAUGCGGCGUUGCUGAUCUUGUAACAACAUAUUAUGGUGGUCAUGAUCGUAAAGCAGCUGUAGCAUUUGUCAAAACAGGAAAAGAUAUUAAAACACUUGAAAAAUAA
Messenger RNA from Rotaria sp. Silwood2, 426 nucleotides. The record is from the annotation of a GenBank genome assembly. NCBI's taxonomy places the organism in Eukaryota, Metazoa, Rotifera, Eurotatoria, Philodinida, Philodinidae.